Messenger RNA from Acanthosepion pharaonis, 771 nucleotides. The record is from the annotation of a GenBank genome assembly. Lineage: Eukaryota; Metazoa; Mollusca; Cephalopoda; Sepiida; Sepiidae.
AUGAAGACUUCGCCGAAUAGACUUUGUCAGUAUCUGCUUCAGUCGAAACGAAAGCGUUUAUGGUUUUUCCACAACAGAGAAAAAGCAUUUUCCUCUCUCUCUCUCUCUCUCUCUCUCUCUCUCUCUCUCUCUCUCUCUCUGUCUUUCAGAAGGACGCUUGUCUUACUUUUCCUUCAAUCGAAUGUGCUGUUCUUUAACAUUAUCCUUUUCUCUCUUUCUUUCUUCAAUUAUUAUUUCUCUUUUAUUUCUUUACUUUACUACACAUCUUUUCACCAAUCUCUAUCUUUUCUUUCUUUCUCUUUUUCAUUUAACCAAUUUUUAUUCCUUCUUUUUAAUUUUUUAAUUUCUUUUCUUUUUAUCUUUAUCAUAUUUAUCUUUCCUUUAUUAUGUUUUUCUCUGUUCUUACAUUCCCUCUAUCUCUCUCUUCCUCUUUCUCUCUCUCUCUCUCUCACGAUUUCCUUAUUCAUAUAUUUUCUCCUUCUUUGUUUCUCUCUUUAUUUUCUUUUCAUAUUUGUUUAUAUCUUUUUGCUCCUUCUUUUUUCCUUCACAUUCAUUAUUCAUGUCCAGGAUGACGUAUUGUCUUCUUGCCUUUUUCUUCUUUUCUCCCCUCUUUUCUUUAUUUACCAGUUAUUCUUUUCUUUCUCUCCCACCCUUACUUUUAUUCACCUUACUCCAUUAUUCUACUCCAUUUUUCUAUUUUUCUUCCUUUACAUUUUCUUUCUUUCCAACCCUAAAAUACAGACGCUUUUUCUUAAAUUUGAAGAUAAAUAG